AUGGACGUCCCCGGCGUCUUCCCGGAACCGCUGCCUCCACAGGUCUUCACGACUGGAGCGCAGCUGCUGGAUCUUACUGAUAAGAAGCUUGUCAUCGUGCUUCGAGAUGGGCGGAAGCUUAUUGGGACUUUAAGAAGUUAUGAUCAAUACGCGAACCUUGUGCUCCAGGAUACCAUCGAACGGUUAUAUUCCCAAAACCUUUAUGCCGAUGUUCCACGAGGAUGUUAUAUCGUUCGUGGAGAGAACGUUCUAUUAUUAGGAGAGAUCGAUCUUGAUAAGGAAGACGACACUCCCCUGAAACAAGCAACCGUCGACGAAAUAUACGACGCUCAACGUGCAGAAAAUGCCUACAAAAAGCAGAGAGAGAAGAAGAAGGCUAAGAAGCUCCAUAGUCUCGGGUUUGAGGCGGAGAAUGAGAGGGUAGAUUUCAAAACUGGAGAGUUGUAUUAUGAGAUUGGAGGGAAGAGGUAUGAUGGGGUGCAAGGGGGUGAUGAUUCAGAAGAUUCAAUAACGUCGACGCUCUCGACUGUAUUGGAAGAUCCUGAUGGUGAAGAGGAAGCAGAAAGGGAAUACAGUUUUACUCAUGGAGAGGAAGAUGAGGGAGGUGAUGUCGGAGAAGAAGCGUAUGAAGAGGACGAAAGCGGUGAAGCUGACGGAACUAAGAGGAGAGGAGGUGGGGAGAGAUCCAAUGAUGUUGGGGAUAACAUCAAUGAAUACGGAGAGUUCAACAAUAGAGGAGGUAUCCAGCUAGGGGGCAACUUUAACUGGUGGGCAAAGCGCCAGAACUGA
Orbilia oligospora ATCC 24927 is the source of this 789-nucleotide messenger RNA. RefSeq lists its product as uncharacterized. Gene Ontology annotation, molecular function: RNA cap binding. Gene Ontology annotation, cellular component: Lsm1-7-Pat1 complex; P-body. NCBI's taxonomy places the organism in Eukaryota, Fungi, Ascomycota, Orbiliomycetes, Orbiliales, Orbiliaceae. The record is from RefSeq and is a predicted model, not a curated record. Gene Ontology annotation, biological process: deadenylation-dependent decapping of nuclear-transcribed mRNA. The coding region runs from base 1 to 789 and encodes 262 amino acids. The transcript has 5 exons.